This is a messenger RNA of Dryobates pubescens (Downy woodpecker), 3085 nucleotides long. RefSeq names its product dermatan sulfate epimerase (gene DSE). Gene Ontology annotation, molecular function: chondroitin-glucuronate 5-epimerase activity. The record is from RefSeq and is a predicted model, not a curated record. The coding region runs from base 119 to 2998 and encodes 959 amino acids. Lineage: Eukaryota; Metazoa; Chordata; Aves; Piciformes; Picidae. The transcript has 6 exons.
UUACCGCAAGAACCUCCGAGUCUUUUGCCAGAGAGUGAACCCUCCCAGCCAUGCGUAUGUGAGAGCAUAUUUCAAAGAUGGUUUGGCUGCCACUGAGACUUGGAGAUCUGAUGCCACAAUGAGGACUCACACACGGGGAGCCCCAAGUGUGUUUUUCAUACAGGCAGUUUGCUUCGCCUUUGCCUGCGGCGCCAGGGAGGACCCGGACGCGAUGGUUCCUUUUGUCAACGCCAACUAUGACAGCUACCCCAUGCUCUACUUCUCCAGAGGAGACGUGGAGACUCUGCGUCUCCAGGCUGCCACCACACACCAGCACAUUGCAGCUCGUCUGCUGGAGGCAGUGCAAACCAUGGUGUCCAAUCCCCUGGAGUACCUUCCGCCCUGGGACCCAAAGGAGUUCAGCGCUCGGUGGAAUGAAAUCUACGGCAACAACCUCGGGGCGCUGGCGAUGUUCUGUGUCCUCUACCCUGAAAACCUCGAGGCCCUCAGCAUGGCCAAGGAUUACAUGGAGAGGAUGGCAGCUCAGCCUAGUUGGCUAGUGAAGGAUGCCCCAUGGGAUGAGGUCCCUCUUGCUCACUCCUUAAUUGGUUUUGCCACUGCGUAUGACUUCUUGUACAGCUAUCUUAGCAAGACUCAACAGGAGAGAUUUCUUGAGGUCAUUGCCAACGCCUCGGGAUAUAUGUACGAAACAUCAUACAGACGUGGAUGGGGCUUCCAAUACCUCCACAACCACCAGCCUACCAACUGUGUGGCCCUGCUGGCUGGAAGCCUGGUUCUGAUGAAUCAAGGCUACCUUCAGGAAGCUUACUUGUGGACAAAGCAAGUGUUAGCCAUCAUGGAGAAGUCAGUGGUCCUGCUGCAGGAGGUGACAGAUGGUUCCCUCUAUGAAGGGGUGGCUUAUGGCAGUUACACAACCAGAUCACUCUUCCAGUACAUGUUUCUUGUCCAAAGGCACUUUGAUAUCAAUCACUUCAGCCACCCCUGGCUCAAGCAGCACUUUGCAUUUAUGUACAGGACUGUCCUGCCAGGGUUUCAGAGAACUGUAGCCAUUGCAGAUUCCAACUACAACUGGUUCUACGGGCCAGAGAGCCAGCUGGUGUUUCUGGACAAAUUUGUCAUGCGCAACGGCAGCGGGAACUGGCUUGCAGAGCAGAUCAGAAGGAACCGAGUGGUGGAGGGCCCAGGGACACCAUCCAAAGGGCAGAGGUGGUGCACUCUCCACACUGAAUUCCUCUGGUAUGAUGCAAGUUUGCGCUCCGUACCUCCACCAGACUAUGGGGUUCCUAAGCUGCAUUAUUUUGAGGACUGGGGAGUGGUGACCUAUGGAAGUGCUUUGCCAGCAGAAAUCAACAGGCCUUUCCUUUCCUUCAAGUCAGGAAAGCUGGGAGGACGUGCAAUAUAUGAUAUUGUUCAUAAGAACAAGUACAAAGAGUGGAUCAAGGGCUGGAGGAACUUUAAUGCUGGCCAUGAACACCCGGACCAGAACUCCUUCACUUUUGCUCCCAACGGUGUACCUUUCAUAACAGAAGCUCUGUAUGGGCCAAAAUAUACCUUUUUUAAUAACGUGCUGAUGUUUUCCCCUGCCGUGUCCAAGAGCUGCUUCUCCCCAUGGGAAGGGCAGAUUACGGAAGACUGUUCCUCAAAGUGGCUUAAAUACAAGCACGACUUGGCUGGCGACUGUCAGGGACGAGUGGUUGCUGCCGUGGAGAGAAGCGGAGUGGUUUUUAUCAGGGGAGAAGGAGUGGGUGCAUACAACCCUAAAUUGAAGCUGAGGAAACUGCAAAGAAACCUCAUCCUUCUCCACCCCCAGCUUCUCCUGCUGGUGGACCAAAUCCACCUGGAAGACGACAGCCCUCUAGAGGCAGCGACCAGUUUCUUCCACAAUGUGGAUGUGCCUUUUGAGGAGACGGUGGUGGACGACGUCCAUGGGGCCUUCAUUCGGCACCGGGACGGGAUAUACAAGAUGUACUGGAUGGAUGACACCGGCCGCAGCGAGAAGGCCACCAUCGCCUCCAGGAUGUACCCCAGGGGCUACCCCUACAACGGAACAAACUACGUGAACGUGACGACCUUCCUGCGGCGCCCUGUCACCAGGGCCAUUUACCUGUUCAUUGGGCCCUCUGUCGACGUGCAGAGCUUCACUGCCCGUGGAGAUUCUCCCCAGCUGGAUGUUUUUGUCACCACCGGGGAGCACGCCUACGCCGUCUACCUGGGGCCCGUCGAGGACGGCUCCCGCUCUGCCUUUGCACAGGUUAUCGCAGACCGCCAGAAGAUUGUCUUCGACCGAGCCUCUGCCAUUAGGAGCUCCACGGUGCCAGAAGUGAAGGACUACUUAGGGAUCGUGGAGAGGAACCUGCAGCAUUUUAAGCCUGUUUUCCAGCAGCUUGAGAAGCAGAUCCUGUCUCGUGUGCGCAACACAGCUAGCUUUAGGAAGACUGCCGAGCGCCUGCUGAGGUUCUCAGAUAAGAGACAAACAGAGGAGGCCAUCGAUAGGAUAUUUGCAAUCUCGCAGAGGCAGCAGCAGCAGCACAGCAGAGCAAAGAAAAACAGGAAAGUAGCCAAAGGCUACAAAUUUGUCGAUGCCGUGCCUGACAUAUUUGCACAAAUUGAGGUAAACGAACGAAGAGUGCGGCAGAAGGCACAGACUCAAGCACAGAAAGAGUUACCUGUAGAUGAAGAUGAAGAAAUGAAAGAUCUUCUGGAUUUUGCAGAUAUCACUUACGUGAAGCACAAAACUGGGCUGUCCAUCAAGGGCCGGUCAGGGCUGGCGCAGAUGGUGACGACUGCUCGGAGCAGCGCCCCAUCGAUAUCGGCGUCCUACACUCGCCUCUUUCUGGUUCUCAACAUUGCCAUCUUUUUUGUCAUGUUAGCAAUGCAGCUCACUUACUUCCAGAAGGCCAAGAGACUGCACGGCCAGCGAUGUCUGUAUGCAAUCCUCUUAGUAGACAGCUGUAUAUUAUUGUGGCUGUAUUCCUCCUGUUCUCAGUCACAAUGUUAGCAGAAGACCUCGACUAGUCGACCAGUUUAUGGUCAUAUAUGUCUAUGCAAAAGUCAUUAACCCUAAUAGGGCCAAAGUUUUAUCUUU